Messenger RNA from Debaryomyces fabryi, 1260 nucleotides. RefSeq names its product sphingosine N-acyltransferase (gene LAG1). The record is from RefSeq and is a predicted model, not a curated record. Gene Ontology annotation, cellular component: membrane. The transcript has a single exon. NCBI's taxonomy places the organism in Eukaryota, Fungi, Ascomycota, Pichiomycetes, Serinales, Debaryomycetaceae. Gene Ontology annotation, molecular function: sphingosine N-acyltransferase activity. Gene Ontology annotation, biological process: ceramide biosynthetic process. Bases 1 to 1260 code for a protein of 419 amino acids.
AUGUCAACACCAGAACAAAAUAGUUUGUCACCAUCAAGAGCAGAUGGGUCAAGAGGUGCCCAACCAGGCCUUCGUCGUCGUGGAUCAUCAGUUGGUAACAUUGACGUUGGCGACACUUCACCAUCAUUUGCUACAAUGUACACGUCUAAGUCCCAAAGAAAGAAAUCAGAUGCUAGAAUUCUUGAAUUGUCUAAGGAUACUGAUUCAGAUGUAGCAAUCGUGAAAAAGAUUGUUGUUGCAUACCGAGAAAUCACGUAUAGACACACCUGGAUUAAUCCAUUACUCGUGUUGAUUGCAGCCGUUGGAGCAUUCUUUCUUUCCGGGCCAGAUACUGUGAUCCACAAGUUUUUAGAGGCUAUGAUAGUCCCAGCGUAUAAGAUUCCAGGGACCGAUCAAUACGGUAAAGGUUUGCACGAUUUCUAUUUUGUUGGAUUCUAUGCGAUUUUCUUCACGUUCUUAAGAGAAUUUUUGAUGUGCUGUGUGUUGAGACCAACUGCUAACUGGUUGAAUAUCAAAAAGGAAGCCAAAGCAAAACGUUUUAUGGAACAAACUUACGCGAUGUUUUACUAUGGGGCUUCUGGACCAUUUGGGUUAUGGAUUAUGUCUAAAUUACCAUUAUGGUUCUUUGAAACAUUACCAUUUUAUGAAAACUACCCACACAAAACUCAUGAUUUAUACUUUAAAAUAUACUAUUUGGGUCAAGCAGCAUUCUGGGUCCAACAAUCCGUUGUUUUGAUUUUGCAAUUAGAAAAGCCUCGUAAGGAUUUCAAGGAACUUGUAUUGCACCACAUUAUUACCAUUGCCUUGAUCUGGACUUCAUACCGUUUCCACUUUACCUGGAUGGGUUUAGCAGUUUAUAUCACUAUGGAUGUUUCUGACUUCUUCUUAGCUACAUCUAAGACCUUGAACUAUUUGAACUCUCCUUUAACUGGUCCAUUCUUCGUGUUAUUUGUUGGUAUCUGGAUCUAUUUGAGACACUAUCUCAACUUGCGUAUCCUUUGGUCUGUGUUAACUGAAUUUAGAAAUGUCGGAGAAUGGGAACUCAACUGGGAUACUCAGCAAUAUAAAUGUUGGAUUUCCCAACCAAUUGUGUUCUUCUUAAUUGGCGCUUUACAAAUCGUUAAUUCCUACUGGUUAUUUUUGAUUUUCCGUAUUUUGUGGAGAUAUGUUGCUGGUGGUGUGACUAAAGAUGAAAGAAGUGAUGAUGAGGAUGAAGAAGAAUCCGAGUCUGGCGAAGAAGAAACCAAGAAAACCGAAUAA